AUGAGUGUUCAGCAAGCUGAGUCGCAAACUAAGCAUGCGGAAAUUGAAGUCGAAACUAAAACCACUGCUAAAAAUGACACUAAAACCCGUGCAGAGGACAAAGACAAAGAGGCUGUGGACCAUAGAUCUGGCUACCUCGACCGGUCAGAAAGUGCCCUACAUAAUUGGAAGGUCACAGAAGAAUCCAAGAUCAACUACUUAUUAAGCAAACCUCUAGCUUCAGUUGCAAGUGUAUUUAAACGUAAAAGUGCUGCAAUGUCCACUAACCAAAUAGAUAAUUUACAAAAGAAGAGCGAUGGAGAACUUAUCGUAGAGGAGUUUUCCGAACACGUGACGUCACUAAUGAACGAAGACAACUACUGGGGUUGUUUCUACGUUUUUCCCGAACUGUAUUCGGAUACGUUUUCCCCAGUAGUGAAAAUUCGCGAUGUGGAAGAUGUGCCCGAAUUAGUCGGCGGCGAACUUACGAGAGAUAUGAUCACUGCGUGUCUAACCUACCUCGCACGCACACCUAUACUGGGCGAUCUCGUUUAUAUCAAAUUGAACCUUUCGGGGAAGCAUCUCAUAAAAAUAGAUGUGUUGGAACAUUACAAAUUCUUGGUAUAUCUGGACUUGUCUUCCAACUUGCUGACGGAGCUGAAUGUCUUAUCGAACCUUCCAUACCUGCAGUUCCUGUCAGUAGCUUUCAACAGGCUUGGCACGAUCCUCGAAUAUAAAACUCCUCAAUGGUUUCUAACUGAAGUGCAUUAUAAAUACAACUCUGUGAAGAGAAUUAGAGAUUUGACCGAAUUCUGGUCGAUAACUGUCCUUGAUUUGUCGCAUAACAACAUCAAGUCUAUUACUGGACUGCAGAAUUUAAAGUACCUUCGAAGACUGGACCUGUCUUUUAAUCACAUACAGCGUCUUGAGAAUUUGAACCAUCUCCGCCUAUUAUGGCUUGAUGUAUCCUACAACAACAUAUCGAGCUGUGAAUUUGGACCCAAUGCAGGUCUCUGGACUCUCCUACACCUGGAAUAUCUAAACCUAAACGAGAACAAUCUGACUUCGAUGAAAAUGUUCUCGUAUUGUACGAGACUUCGCGAGCUCCAUCUACGCAACAACCGUCUGAGCGUGCUCCUAGAACUCGCAGUCUACAUGCGUCAGAUGCGCCGCCUCAUCGUGCUGGACCUUCGCGCCAACCCCAUCUGCGCCACGCCCGGCUACAAGAACGUCGUCAUCAACACCUUCUCCAUACUCCUGAGCUUGGACGCGGCUGAACUUGAUCCUAUUGAACAGCGUACAAUAAUGAUGGAUACUCGCCCUGACAUUUCAAUGCACGCCACUCGCAAGCUGCUACGGCUGAUCUACAUCCAACAGCUAUCUAAAGCCAAGGUUUCACCGUACAUCCCCCCUGCUGACACCGUAGACGUGCCCAUAGUGGUACUAGUGGGCCACGAGGGUGUCGGCAAAGGAGCGUUGGCGCGCCGUCUCGCCACCGAGUGCAGCGCAAACAUACAGCUCGCGCUACAACACACAACAGCUGAUUUCCACUUCUUGAACCACUACAAAGAAAUAACUAGAAGCAAGUUUGAUGAUAUGCUGCUUGCUGGAGACUUCCUUACUUACACUGAAAUGGAUGGACACUCAUACGGACUAAGUCGCGAAGAAGCCUUCAUAACUGAAGGAAAAGUGAAGAUUGUGUGCCUGGAUUUACCAUCGGCUUUGAUGCUCAAAUUACGUGGCUACCGCCCAUAUAUGAUCCUCACGACGUAUAUGGAUUCCCGAGCCCUGUCAAGGAUCCAAGAUCUUCGCAAAGCAUAUCGUGAUAUAUCUAACCGCGAACGCAUGUCACUAGAAACGCCCCUGGAACGCUCAACAUUACAAGUCCUUCUCUCCGGCCGGAUUAUAAUCACCGGCAUCAUCAAUGAAAUCUUACUGAGCUUACCAGAUGACAAGGAACAAAGCGAAUUCAUGAUAGAAUCCGAAUGUUCCCUCAUGAUGGAUAGUGAAGCUCGCAAAGCGAUAAAGGAUUAUGCAAAAGGAUACAACAUUCUAGCACUUCUGAAUUCAAGUACCACUUCACUAGAUGAUGCCAUGAAGGCUCCACAAGAGACCAUGGAAGAAAGGAGUCUUUACUCCCUGUUUAAAGAAUCUCAGGGAACUGCGGAAUAUACUAGCGACGUCAACGGCCAGAAUCAAGGCUCAUUUCAGGAACGGUCCAAAAAAGCAGCAGCAGCCAGUGCUCCGACGCGCUCAAAACAAGCAGACAAGCAUUCUAAGCAUUCCAGCAUUUCGCAUACAGAAGCUACACAGCGACUGAUGGUCACGGACAGCUCGAAAUCUUCGAACUCCAAGUCAGUGACAUUCACGUCACAAGAAGAGCACGCAGAAGGAGAACAAGUGGAACUCGUAGGACUAAUUGUUGAACCACCGCCUGUGGUGGAAAAAGAAACCAAAGAAACUGACAAAACGAUUCGAUCGAUCAGUACGCGAAUACCGUGGCAAACGAACGAGUGGCACGCUCGCCAUGGCUCCAACGUGAACAUGGAAGACUCGGACCUGUGGCUCGCGUUCCUGACGGAAGCUGGAUACUUGCAAGCCAGCGAUACCAACGCUCGUUCAUCUGAUACCACACAGCGGUUUUCAAAAAUAGAGGACGAUUCAAUUAUUCGUCAAAUAAAUGAUACGCAAUUGCUAUCAGACCCUAUUACCACUAGCUUAACAGAUCCCUAUGAGCAUAUACACAGAAAAUGUCCAGGAUUGUUCUGGGACACGGUCGCCAUGGAUAACGCAGAUGCAGCAUUUGUGAAAGUGCGUGGAAUUAUUCGGAAUAUAAUCAACUCUCAAAAAACUCUGAAGCCCAUGUUCGACAUUGACUUCGCUCAUUAUUCCGGCUAUCCCACAGUACAGAACAAACUGAACAAAAUUCGUAGCCAGAUAGCUCCUCAGCAACUGUUCUAUUAAAUUAUAAUAAAAUAUUUA
Molecule: messenger RNA, 2961 nt
Organism: Helicoverpa armigera (cotton bollworm)
Lineage: Eukaryota; Metazoa; Arthropoda; Insecta; Lepidoptera; Noctuidae
Exons: 19
Coding region: 1-2943 (980 amino acids)
Molecular function (GO): protein binding
Source: RefSeq, a predicted model, not a curated record